UACAUAUCCCCCAAAAACACAAGACUCCUGUUUUUGUCUUCUUUCUUAUCCUUACUUGUCCGUAUUUCACUUGCGAUAAAUGGCACCGCCUAUUCUGAGCCGGACCGCCGCCGUCGAGCCAGCGAAAUCGGCCGCCGGCGGCCACCGGAGCAUGGCUUACGUCACGUUUCUGGCAGGAUCCGGCGACUAUGUGAAAGGUGUAAUCGGGCUGGCCAAGGGGUUAAGGAAGGUCAGAGCUGCUUACCCGCUCGUCGUGGCGGUGCUGCCAGACGUGCCGGCGGAGCACCGCCGCAUGCUGGUGGAGCAAGGAUGCACGGUGAGAGAGAUCCAGCCGAUUCACCCGCCGGAAAACCACACCAAAUUCGCCAUGCCUUAUUACGUCAUUAACUAUUCUAAGCUCCGUAUUUGGGAGUUUGUGGAGUACAGCAGGAUGAUAUACCUGGAUGGAGACAUUCAGGUUUACGACAACAUAGAUCAUCUGUUCGAACUGGAAAUGGGAGAUGGAGAGGAAUAUCUGUACGCAGUGAUGGAUUGUUUCUGCGAGAAGACAUGGAGCCACACUCCUCAGUACAACAUCGGCUACUGCCAGCAAUGUCCCGACAGAGUGCCCUGGGCCUACUCCAAGCCCCCUCCCCCGCCUUACUUCAAUGCCGGAAUGUUCCUCUUCCGGCCAUCUCUCUCCACUUACCACCACCUCCUCCACACCCUCGCCGCCACCCCCCCUACUGCCUUUGCUGAGCAGGAUUUCUUGAACAUGUACUUCAAGAAUGUGUACAAGCCAAUCCCCAAUGCCUACAACUUGGUGCUAGCCAUGCUGUGGCGCCAUCCCGACAACGUCGACCUCCACGAGGUCAAGGUCGUUCACUACUGCGCCGCGGGUGCCAAGCCAUGGCGCUACACCGGCAAGGAAGAGAAUAUGGAUAGAGACGACAUUAAAAUGCUCGUAAACAAGUGGUGGGACGUGUAUAACGACAAAACAUUAGACUACAACAACAGUGGUGGAGAGACAACUAAGGUGGCUCUUGCCGAGCCCGAGAUGCCGCCUAAAGUAGCCCUAGUCGAACCCGGCAUCUGCUAUAUCCCGGCCCCUUCUGCAGCCUAGUUCGUGUCAGAUUAUCGGAUCGUCAGUGUGGAGAAUAAUAAAUGCUACUACUAUAAAGCGUGCUUCUCUCUUUUUUUUUUUUUUUUUUUUGUAUGUGGAGAGUAUUAUAUAUAUAUAUAAUAUGAAGUCGCUAGUUACUUGAGAGUAUGAGAAAUAUUACCUUGUUGAUACCCAAACCUCCAAAUUCAGUUGCUCACACCACCAUGCAUCAUUAUAUUGAAGGUUAAAGAGAGAAUGAAUCCACAAAGAUAGGAAUGUGUUAAAACAAAGUUAGGGAAGAAAAAAAGAAAAAAAAAAAAAAAAAAAACAAAACAAAA
Molecule: messenger RNA, 1419 nt
Organism: Andrographis paniculata
Lineage: Eukaryota; Viridiplantae; Streptophyta; Magnoliopsida; Lamiales; Acanthaceae
Product: galactinol synthase 2-like
Exons: 3
Coding region: 80-1102 (340 amino acids)
Molecular function (GO): glycosyltransferase activity
Source: RefSeq, a predicted model, not a curated record